Akanthomyces muscarius is the source of this 594-nucleotide messenger RNA. RefSeq lists its product as uncharacterized. The transcript has 5 exons. Lineage: Eukaryota; Fungi; Ascomycota; Sordariomycetes; Hypocreales; Cordycipitaceae. The record is from RefSeq and is a predicted model, not a curated record. The coding region runs from base 1 to 594 and encodes 197 amino acids. Gene Ontology annotation, biological process: mycotoxin biosynthetic process.
AUGCCAACGAGCCGCAGCUUCGAGACGGGAUUUGACACUGAGCUAGAACCCAUCUGGGGCGUAAUCAGCCUGGAAAAGAUUCGAUUUACCGGGGAUUUGAAGGUUGAUCCAAAUGGCACUGUGUAUAGAGAAGUCGUUGGACGGCAAUACGUUGGUCCGCCGAGUCCAGAAAUUGACGACGCAUGGGUCGACAUCAUCAGAGGCGGCGGCGUUGAUCUUGUCGGUGUCGAGGCAGAGAGUGUCACUCACAAGACGUACCGAAAGCCUGGUGGAUGGUGGCUGACUGGAACACACGUCUUUCACCAGUUGCACUGCUUGAAUAAACUUCGAAUGUCGACUCACCCGGAAUACUACACGCAGCACGAUUUCGAGCCUCUCGAGAACUGGCGAAUGCAUUUGGACCACUGCAUUGACAUCAUUCGGCAAUCACUGCAAUGCAGUGCAGAUAUGACGAAGAUUGACGUGGUUUGGAAUGAAGCGAAGCACCGUAUCGUGCCGGAUCUCAACGGAGAGCACGUCUGUCGUAAUUUCCGCCAGUUGCAGAGCUGGAUGUUAAAUGGCUCAAGAAAUUCGGAGCUUCACAAGAUCCAUUAG